Molecule: messenger RNA, 5080 nt
Organism: Ochlerotatus camptorhynchus
Lineage: Eukaryota; Metazoa; Arthropoda; Insecta; Diptera; Culicidae
Exons: 15
Coding region: 285-5048 (1587 amino acids)
Biological process (GO): regulation of transcription by RNA polymerase II
Cellular component (GO): nucleus
Molecular function (GO): RNA polymerase II transcription regulatory region sequence-specific DNA binding; DNA-binding transcription factor activity, RNA polymerase II-specific
Source: RefSeq, a predicted model, not a curated record
UCACUUUUUCGCUCCUUUUCUUCGCGUUUGCAAGCCAACAUGGAUCCCAGAAAUUUUCACAAUGUACAGUGUUAUUAAUUUUGGUGCAUUAAUUCCGUAAAUUCAUUGUUUAUGUUCAAUAAAAUUUAUAGAAAAACUAACGCGACGUAUUUAACAAGCUGUAGCUAAGUGAAAAAAGUGAAUUAAGACGUGAUAAACACUUAGAUUUUGGUGAAAAGUGUAUCUUAAAAUCUGCGAGGUUAAAAGUGACGCUCGUCCCGUAAAACGCAUAAAACUUGCUGAAAAUGAGUUCCGACGAAGAGCAGGAAAUAGUUUCACCGAUGGCAAGAAAGCGCGGUCGUCCACCGAAAACCGACCAAGAGUCUUCCCCUCGGAAAGGCAAAAAGAAUUCCGAUGACGACAUGGAUGGUAUCCACUAUGCCUGCGAUGUUUGUGAUCAGGUUUUCCUCCACAAAUCCAAUUAUUUGCGCCAUUCGGAACGGCACGAUCCACCGGGAGGCUUCGUUUGCUCCUUGUGUCAAUAUCCGUUCACUACCGAGUGGGACCGCAACAAGCACAAACGCGACGAGCACAGCGUCUUCCGGUGCCGCAUCUGUCAGGCAGAGUUUCCCCUGGAGGCAGACUACAACGAACACAUUCAGCAGGAACAUGAGGGACGCGAUUGCGAAUAUGAUAUGUGUCCCAAGUGCGGACAGCAGUUCAAAUCAGCGUCGCAGUUGAAAGUUCACGUCGAGUCCAAGUGUGGCACAGAGAAGAAAUACAAAUGCAGCGAGUGUAGCGCUUUGCACCUGACUCAAGCCAUGCUGAACACCCACAUGAUCGAGCAUGUGGGUAAACAGAGUCACCAGUGCGACUAUUGUGGUUCCAGUUUCACCAACAAGGAUCAACUCAACGUGCACGUGAGAAUGCACAUCGACCCGAAACCCUACAAGUGUAAUAAAUGCGAUAAAGCGUUCGUUCGCAGAGAUAGUUUGAUCACCCAUUUCUUGACCCAUUCUGGUACAAAGCCCUACAGCUGCAGCUACUGCGACGAUCGUUUCUCCUGUAUCGGGAAUCUACUUAAACAUCGACGAGCUCGUCCGGAUACGUGUGGAUUACCGCAACACUGCGUAUCCAAGAAACCUGUUCCACGACCAAGCAUCACCAAAUCAAUGUCAAGUCUUACCGAUCGUCCUGUGUACAACAAUAAGGUGGUACAAAGCUUAGAAUCACAAAAAGUGGGUAAAACUAAAUCUUCUGACGCCAGCCGAGAUAAUAAGCCAGUGAUCAUCAAGAAGCCUCUGGGACAAAAGUCAACUGUUUCAUCAGUUAAAUCACCGAAAGAUAAGAAAGCAAAUAAUUCAAAAAUUCAGGUGGCUGUAAAACGUGAACGCAAGCAGUCGGAAUCUCAACAAAAAAUGGUCGUAUUCAAAGUUGUAAAGUCUGAUUGUGAGAUGAAUGGCGACGAUUCAAACCAAUCAACAGAGCCAAAUGUUGUUGAAAUUUGCGAAGUCAAAAUCGAGGAAGAUGGAAGCAUCAGUGAGCGAAAACAGGGAAAUGAUAGUGACAUCGAGGAUGAGUCUCAAGAAAUUUUGUUCGAGUCGGUUAUCGAACCCGAUGGCACUGUGCAUUUUUCUGCUGACGAGAAACAAGCAGUCGAGAUUGAUGGAAUCAGUGACGAAGAGGUAUAUCCGGACCAAGAUGAUUCAGAAGAUUACCAACCUCCGAAAUAUGACGCUAAAGGAAUUAGACGCACGUUCACGGAGAAACCUCCGGUAAUAACCGAUAUAAGAAGCCGCGGUCGGAUUAAAAAAGAAAAGCCAAUAAAACCGAUAUCGGAGAAUAUAAUCGUGUUGGAUUUGGAAGCGCAGCAACGUGAAAUAGACGAACAGCGUAGUGUUUUCGAGUUAAACGUGCACAAUAUUUCGGUGGACUGUUAUCGCUGUGUUCAUUGUCCGAUGCAGUAUGUCAGUCCGUUCAUGGUAGGACGACAUUUGGAGAAUGAUCAUGGUAUUGUACUAAGAGAGUUACUCAAAACUCUAAGAUAUGAUCGAGAGUAUACUGGAGAAAGAAAAUACGCAUGCCGGUACUGUAGUCGCAUGUAUGUCAAUGAAAGAGCACUCGAAAAACACGUGCUAUUGCAUGGCCCUGAUGGUAAACUUAUGCACAAGUGCACAUGCUGCCCAAAGCACUUUGCGACACCAGAUGAAGUCCGUCGUCAUGCAAUCGAUGAUCAUGCCGGUUAUUUGCAGUGCCAAAUUUGUGGUAAAGUUUUUCCGAAACAUUGUACACUUAGAAAACAUAUGAGGCAGAUUCAUGAAGGACAACAGAAUCGUAAACAAUAUCACUACGUUUGCCCUAAGUGUGGAAAAUCUUACUCUUCUCGAGGAUCGGUUUCUGAUCACGAGCGAUCGCAGUGCGGCAAGAAUCCUAUCUAUCAAUGCGACAUUUGUGAGAAAAGUUUUCACACCGCUUCGUCACUAAAGAUCCACUACACUGUCCACAGCAACGAGCUACCAUUUUCAUGUCAAUACUGUGGAAAAGGCUUCCGAUCAAGAGGACAGGUAAAGGUGCACGAGCGUCAACAUACGGGCGAGAAACCUUUCCAAUGUGAAUAUUGUCCAAAAGCAUUUGGCCACCGCGAAUCGCUACAUACUCAUCGUUCUUCUCACACGGGAAUCAAACGCUACAUGUGCUCCGGAUGUGGUCAAAGAUUCGCUUGCGUUUCCAACCUGCAAUGUCACCGACGCUCUCACAAAGAUACAUGUGGAAUGGUACCGAAGGUUUCCCGAGUCACGGGUCCGGACGGCUAUCACGAGCUGCCAGAAGGCUAUGUGCUGCCGUUCCCAAAGUUUUUCGUAUCGGAUGAUAAUGAAAUACCUAAUUCUAACGUUCUUUUGCCUGGAGUUCACAUCGAGUCCAAUUGUGGCACAGAAAAGAAACACAAGUGCAGCGAGUGUAACUCGUUGUACCUGACUCAAGCAUCGCUGAAUGCCCACAUCAUCAAACAUGUGGGGGAAAAGAGACACUUGUGCGACUACUGUGGCGCCAGCUUCCUCAACAAGGGUCAACUCAAAGUGCACGAAAGAAUGCAUACCGGAGAAAAACCCUACAAGUGCAAUCAAUGCGAUAAAGCAUUUGCCCACAGGGAAAGUUUGAUAACUCAUUCUACGACCCAUUCUGGCAUCAAGCCUUAUUACUGCAGCUUCUGUGAAAGUCGCUUCUCCUGUAUCGGCAAUCUUCUCAAACACCGACGAGCCCGUCCGGAUACCUGUGGAUUACCGCAACAUUGUUUGACCAAUAAGAUUGUCGCACGACCAAACAUAAAAACGAUGCCUAAUCUUACUGAUCGUUCCGUGUACACCAGUAAAGUAGUGCAACGCUCGGGACCGUCUAGACCUCGUAAACCCAAAGUCACCGAUGACAGCGUAGACGUGAAGUCAUUGGAUACCAAGAAGCCUCUAAGACGAGUGCCAACGAAAUCAAAAAAGCCCGUUGUAGAGGAUGUGGACAGUGAUUCGUCAGAGGAAUCACCGGACGAGAUGAAACCAAAUAUAUCAGCGAUAAAUGUCCAAGCUCAAGAACUCAAAGAGUCGGAAUCUCAUCAAAAAUUGGUCGAUUUAAAAGUUGAACAUGAUGAUGAUGAGAUGCAUGAUGAUAAAAGCAUUUCGAAGGUCGAGUAUGUGGAGCAACUCGAUAACAUUGAAGUUGUUGAGAUUAAAAUCGAGGAGGAUGACAUUUUCAUCGAAGAAGAUGCCUAUAAUAUGGUGGAAGAUGUCUCACAAGAAAUUUUGUACGAGACCGUUAUAGAACCAGAGGAAAUUGUAGGUUUUCCAGAAGAGCCUGAUGAAGAGAGUGACGACGAAGAGAUUCACGACGAACAGAUUCACGACGAAGAUGACUCACCGGAUUAUCAACCUCAGCCGCAUUAUGACGGAAAAGGAAUAAGACGUACAUUCUCAAAGAAACCUCCGGUAAUAACCGAAAAAAGACGCCGUGGUCGACCGAGAAAAAUUUCACAGCCGAAACCGGAAUCGGAGAACAUAAUUGUGUUGGACCUGCAAGAGCGGCAGCGUGAGUUGGACGCACAGCGUUCUAUUUUCGAAGAAAAUGUUUACACCCUUAGUGUAGACUGUUAUCGUUGUGCCCACUGCCCCAUGCAGUAUAGCAGUUCAUACCUGGCCGGACGACAUUUGGAGAAAGAUCAUCAAAUUGUACUGAAAGAGUUGCUUAAAACACUUCAGUACGAUAGAGUGUUCACUCGAGAGAGGAAAUAUCUAUGCCGGUACUGCGAACGUCCAUAUGCAAACGAAAAGGCUCUCGAGAAACACGCGCUGCUUCAUGGACCGGAUGGAAAACUUCUUCACAAAUGCUCUUGCUGUACAACUCACUUCGAGACAGAAGAAGAGGCCCGUCAACACGCUAUGGAAGUGCAUCGCGAUCGAUUGCAGUGCCUAAUGUGUGACAAAUUGUUCAAGGAACCUGAAUCACUCGCUGGACACGUAAAGCUGUACCACAAAGGUCAGAGAUAUACGAAGAAAUCGUAUUACGUUUGUCCAAAGUGUGGCAAAGCUUUCUCCUCUCGAACGGCAGUUUCUGAUCACGAGCGAUCCCAAUGCGGUAAGAAUCCGUUCUAUCAAUGUGAGAUGUGCCAGAAAUGCUUCCACAGCGCUCCGUCACUGAAGAACCAUUACACUUUGCACACUAACGAGCUCCCAUUUUCCUGUCAAUACUGUGGAAAAGCCUAUCGAACGAAAGGUCAGGUGAAGGUUCAUGAGCGACAACAUACGGGCGAGAAACCUUUCCACUGUGACUUUUGUCCGAAGGCGUUUGCUCAUCGCGAAUCGUUGCAAACGCACCGUUCCACGCACACGGGAGUUAAACGCUUCAUGUGCUCCGGAUGUGGGCAAAGAUUCACUUGUGUGUCCAACUUGCAAGCUCAUAAGCGCUCUCAUAAAGAUACAUGCGGAACGGUCCCGAAUGUUUCCCGAGUCACAGGAUCGGACGGCUAUCACGAACUGCCAGACGAUUAUGUACUCCCAUACCCUAAGUGUGAGGUCGUAGAAUAGACGCGAACUAUGUAGUUUUAGCUUUGAUAAAA